Drosophila takahashii is the source of this 938-nucleotide messenger RNA. It is a transcript of the gene eIF3g2, whose product is annotated as eukaryotic translation initiation factor 3 subunit g2. The record is from RefSeq and is a predicted model, not a curated record. Gene Ontology annotation, cellular component: eukaryotic translation initiation factor 3 complex; cytoplasm. Lineage: Eukaryota; Metazoa; Arthropoda; Insecta; Diptera; Drosophilidae. Gene Ontology annotation, molecular function: RNA binding; translation initiation factor activity.
AGUAUAAAAUAUAUCCAAUGAUUAAAUCUUUUAACACUUCCUGGGCCGAUGAGGUGGAGGCGGACUAUGUGGAUGGUCUGCCGCCGUCGAAUGAGUACAUCGAGGGCGACUACAAGUACGUGACCGAGUACAAGUUCAACGAGGACGGCAAGAAGGUGAAGGUGGUGCGCACCUUCAAGAUCGAGAAGCAGAUCGUUCCGAAGGCGGUGGCCCGUCGUCGCAGCUGGGUAAAGUUCGGUGACUCCCGCCAGGACAAGCCGGGACCCAAUUCCCAGACGACCAUGGCCUCUGAGGAGAUCUUCAUGCAGUUCAUCGGCUCCAAGGACUUCGACCAGACCCACGAAACCCAACUGGAUGCCGGCAAGAAUAUCGCCAAGUGUCGCAUUUGCAAUGGCGAGCACUGGAGUGUCAAUUGCCCCUACAAGGGCACCUCGAUGGACAGCAAGACCCUGAUGGAGAGCAAGGCCAAUGCUGCGGCUGCUGCCGCCAUAAACGAUCCCGGCAAGACGGGCAAAUAUGUGCCGCCCUUCAUGAAGGACGGCGGGGGCGGGGUCGCCGGCAAGGGCUGGGGUCGCGAACGGGACGACUCGUCGGCGGUUCGCAUAUCGAACCUAUCCGAAUCCAUGACCGAGGCUGAUCUCGAGGAGCUGGUGAAGAAAAUCGGACCACACACCAAGAUGUAUCUGGCCCGCGAAAAGAACUCGGGCCUCUGCAAGGGAUUCGCCUAUGUGCACUUCAAGUUCCGUCAGGAUGCAGCAGCCGCCAUUGAAAUCCUUAAUGGCCAUGGCUACGACCACUUGAUCCUCUGCGUCGAGUGGUCCAAGCCCCAGCCGUAAGGAGUAUAUCCUUUCAUACUCGAUUCUCUUCGCAUUCGCGAACGGAAAUGAGCCGCAGUGGCAAAGAAAUCAAAAUGAAAUACAUGUGCACUCGGAACAAAA